AUGGCGGAACCGCGCAGAGUAGCGUUCAUUAGCUUGUCACCGGUGAGGCGGCGCGAGGCCGAGUACCCGGGAGCUGAGCGCGAGCCCGAGUACCCCCGCGACCCCCCCCGGCUGGAGCCGCAGCCGUACCGCGAGCCGGCCCGGGCGGAGCCGCCGGCCCCGCGGGAUCCAGCCUCCCGCUCGGACGCGCAGCCCCCGCCGCGGGAGAAGCCGCUCCCCCAGCGCGAGCCGCCGCGGCCGCCGAGGGAGACGGUGCGCCUGGAGCUGGUGCUCAAGGACCCCACUGACGAAAGCUGCGUGGAGUUCAGUUACCCGGAGCUGCUGCUGUGCGGAGAACAACGGGGUGGGAAACCCCGUAAACACCGGAAGGAUCGGCUACAAGAUUUAAUUGAUAUAGGCUUUGGCUAUGAUGAGACAGAUCCAUUUAUUGAUAACUCAGAGGCUUAUGAUGAAUUAGUUCCUGCUUCUCUGACAACAAAAUAUGGAGGCUUUUAUAUCAACACUGGCACUCUACAGUUUCGCCAAGCUUCAGAUACUGAAGAAGAAGAAAUUACAGACAACCAAAAGCACAAACCGCCCAAAGUUCCCAAAAUAAAAGAAGAUGAUAUUGAGAUGAAGAAGAGGAAGCGGAAAGAGGAAGGAGAAAAGGAGAAGAAGCCAAGGAAAAAAGUACCCAAACAACUGGGAGUUGUGGCUCUAAAUUCACACAAAUCUGAAAAAAAGAAGAAACGUUAUAAAGAUUCUCUUAUAGCUGCCAUGAUACGAAAAUUUCAGAAAGAGAAGGAUGUGUUAAAGAAGGAAUCUAACCCUAAAAUCCCAGUGACCUUAUCGACCUCCUCUCUGAAUAAGCCCCCCUGUGCUGCUGCAGCACUGGGGAAUGACGUCCCGGACCUAAAUCUUAACAGCGCUGAUCCAGACCUUCCCAUUUUUGUUAGCACAAAUGAACAUGAACUGUUUCAGGAAGCUGAAAAUGCCCUAGAGAUGCUAGAUGAUUUCGACUUGGACAGAUUACUGGAAGCUGCUUCUGAUGGUAGCCCCCUAUCUGAAUCAGGGGGAGAAAAUGGAAACACCACCCAGCCAACCUACACCUCUCAGGUUAUGCCCAAGGUGGUACCUACACUCCCAGAGGGUCUACCUGUACUUCUUGAGAAACGUAUCGAAGACCUCCGUGUA
Molecule: messenger RNA, 1173 nt
Organism: Propithecus coquereli (Coquerel's sifaka)
Lineage: Eukaryota; Metazoa; Chordata; Mammalia; Primates; Indriidae
Product: ubinuclein-2-like
Exons: 6
Cellular component (GO): nucleus
Source: RefSeq, a predicted model, not a curated record